AUUUUCAACAGAACUUUAUUUUAAACUGCGACAAGAUGCCGGCAUUACGCUUUCUCUUAUUUUUAACAAUUGCAUUUAAAAUCGACGCGGCAAAAAUAUUAACAGUGGCACCCCUUCCUUCCCUCAGCCAUCAGAUCAUUUACCGUCCGAUACACGAUGAGCUGAUCCGACGAGGACAUGAAGUCACAUUCAUAACGACCAACCCAUCGUAUCCAAACGGCGACGCACCGAAAAAUCUCAGGGAAAUUGACGUCGGGCCAGCAUCCUAUGAUAUGUGGACUAAGGAAUUUAAUGUAGACGUGUUUGGAAAGAAGGUUUUCUUAACUAAAGGCGUCAACAAGACAGUGCAUCUAGCUCCCAAAAUAUUUGGGAUGCAGCUGGCUAUGGAGAAGGUGAAGAAGGUUAUAGAGAACAAUAAUUACGAUCUGUUGAUACUGCAGGGCUGGUUCCGCGCCACCAUGCUAUUAUCCCAUCUACACAAAGUGCCCGUGGUCAAGAUAUCUUCUUUUACAAUGAUGUACGACAACGCGCUCACUGCCGGAGCUCCGAGCCAUCCAUUAUACCACCCAAACAGCUUCCAACAAAGAGCGUACAAUUUGACAUGGUGGGAGCAGAUUCAGGAAGUAUACAACAGUUUGAGCGUGGAGUACACGUUCUACAAAAACGAAGAUGAAGAGACCGCGAUGCUGCGAAGAUUCUAUCCGGACAUACCGGAUCUAAAUGUGCUAAAUGACAAUGUGGACAUGUUGCAUGUGAACGCGCACCCCAUGUGGGACAAAAACCGCCCGAUGCCGCCCAACGCUGUGUAUAUAGGUUUUAUUCAUCAAAAACCGCCGAAACCUUUGCCUAAGGACAUCCAAGAGUAUAUGGAUUCAUCUGAAAGCGGCGUGAUCUACAUGAGUUUCGGUACGAACAUCCCGCCCUCGAAGUUGCCGCAGAACGUUAAGAGGAUGUUUCUGAAGGUGUUUUCCGAACUGCCGUACGACGUGCUAUGGAAGUUCGACGAGGAUCUGCCCGACCUCCCUCAAAACGUCAAGAUAUCAAAAUGGUUUCCGCAAUCUGACAUAUUCAGACACCCGAACCUGAAGUUGAUCAUAACGCAAGGCGGGUUGCAGACGGCGGAGGAGGCAAUAAUGGCGGGAGUGCCAGUGGUGUGCAUGCCGUUCCUGGGGGACCAGUGGCUCAACGGGGAGAACUUCGUGCACCACGGCGUCGGGAAGAUGCUUGAUAUCGAGACUGUCACCGAAGAGGAGUUUAGGGAUGCGAUUGUUACUGUCAUUACUGAUGAAAGAUAUCGCACGCGCAUGUCUCGGCUGCGUGAGCUGGUGCUUGACCGGCCGCUGCCGCCACUGGCGCGCGUGCUGUGGGCGCUGGAGCACGCGCUGCGGCACGGGGGGCGCCACCUGCGCUCGCCUGCCGCCAACCUACCCGCGCGCCGCUACUACGAACUUGACCUGCUCGCCAUCUGCAUCACCGCUGCAUUAACCCUUGUCUCGAUACUUGGGUUUGCUGUCUACUACUUGACGAAAAAACUUCUGCGGAUGUUUUACAUUAGAUUUAGCGUAAAACCAAUUAUUACUAAAUAUUAUAAUUAAAAACAGCUUUAAAUAUGAACUGAUUGUAAAUAAUAAUGUAAUCUGUACCUAGAGAUUUUUCAGAUUCCAAAUUUAUUUAUUUGCCUCCGUCCUAACCAUGGAAUGAUAUUAUCUAACAAUGAUAUACGUUAUAGGUAUAUACCUACUACAUAUAUCCAGACUGCGCAGGAACCAUGAACAGAAACCACCGUAAACAACCAUUGGUUCUCCCACCCCCUAGCUUUGACCGCGGAAGCCAGAACUGUUCUACUAACUAAUAGGUACUCCCUUCUGAACAUACCUACCAAAUUUCAUUUACCCUCUUUAACGAAGAUAUAAUCCUUUACUUAAGUGUAUUUGAAUUCAUAAAUAUUUAUAAAGAAUGGAAUAUGCGUUGGGUAUAAUUAAAAUUUGGAUUUUUUUUAAUAAAUGGCUAUUAUUUACUUUUUGUCGUAAAUUAUAAUGGGUAUUUUAUCAGAUGGAGAUAAUUUCUUUUGAAGCCAUAAUUUAAGGAUAUAUUGUAAUAUUUGAUAUCAAUUACCAUAUUAUAGUUCUUUAUAAUAUAGACGAUAUAAAUAUGACAAUGUAUACUCAAACAUGACAGAAGGUCUCAGCUUUUGAAAAUUGACUCAAAACUGCAUUGUAUAAAAUGAUAAUAAAUUUUACUUAUAAAUAAUACUGUAUAUUCCAUAUGAUAUAAAAACUAACAUAAAAAACCUAAACUCAAAUUAAAUCAUUUAUUAAUUAAAUAAAUCCAAAUAAUUGGCAUUUUACAAUAAAUAAUGUACUAAUCUAAUCAGGUGCGGGUCC
Manduca sexta (tobacco hornworm) is the source of this 2384-nucleotide messenger RNA. Its product is annotated as UDP-glucosyltransferase 2. NCBI's taxonomy places the organism in Eukaryota, Metazoa, Arthropoda, Insecta, Lepidoptera, Sphingidae. Gene Ontology annotation, molecular function: UDP-glycosyltransferase activity. Bases 36 to 1595 code for a protein of 519 amino acids. The record is from RefSeq and is a predicted model, not a curated record. The transcript has 4 exons.